Tigriopus californicus is the source of this 1314-nucleotide messenger RNA. RefSeq lists its product as uncharacterized. The record is from RefSeq and is a predicted model, not a curated record. The transcript has 3 exons. Lineage: Eukaryota; Metazoa; Arthropoda; Copepoda; Harpacticoida; Harpacticidae. The coding region runs from base 161 to 1183 and encodes 340 amino acids.
CUCCCCCAUUUAUUUUCAUCCUCUUGUUAUGUCCUUCAGCAUUUCAAGCUCUCAACCUCUUCCCAGUUCUCUACUUUCCUAACCCAAACAGUGAAGUUUUCCGUCAGUGACAGUGAACCAAUCAUUCCAUUGUUCUUCGCCUUCUUGUUCCUAACCCUUGAUGCGCUUGUUUGAGCACGUGCUAUUCUCCGUCAAAAUGCAAGCGUUAACAUCUCCCACCACGUGUUUAGUCUUGGCUCUAUUGUCCAUGUGCCAAUUGUGCCAAUGUCAAUUCUACUCAUCUUCUACGCCUUCCACCCAAAAUCUGGGGGACUUGGAGGACGAGCCUUACAUCUUGGAUAAUGGCACGCCCUACAGAGAUAUGCUCACUAUCGGAGCGUCAAAGGCCGUGGCCAAAUUCGCCGGCCGAUUCCAGCCUCAGGAACGAAAUCGGAUCCAACAAAACCGAGCCAGACCAAACCAGCGCCAGUCUCCCCAAUUCUACUCAUCCACACUGAGCCAACCAAUUGGAUCGAGAAGUAGCGAUUCUUUGGAUUUCGUGGCUAGCCGACGGAUCCGGAUUCCAGCUGAUUUGGAGCGGGAUCGUCGACUGGCUGAUCGAGAUGAGGCCAUCAUGGUGGCCGAGGGAAACUCCAAAAACGAGCCGGAGCGGCCCAGAUCUAGUCAGUUCAACCGCCCCAGAGGCUUUGGUGGCUCAACCCGCUUUGAUUUCGGCCGCAGCCAGGGACGACGACCUCUUUCGGGUGCUUUCGGUCAAAGUCGACCCUAUUCAAGUGGUUUGAGUCAAGAUCGGCCUUAUGCGGCUGCCCUGACGGCCUCGGCCCCUUCGUCUGACAAUUAUCAAAGCUUCCAGUCCCAAGGGGCGUCGUACUCGACCAAUGUUGGGUAUCCGUCGUAUUCCGCUGGUGCGCCGUCGCCCACGGCUGUGUCAUCCCUGGUUGGAUUUGACUUCUCGGGCCAGGCCUAUGCCCCGGCCCAUGGGCAGGCCCGCGCGCCGGCUGCGUAUAACCCAUCAAGGUUGUCCCAUCCAUUUUCGUCGCCCCCUUCAUUGCCACCAAUCCCAACCUCCACGAGCAUACCCGUGUCUCCUCGACUGCCCACUCUGGGCACGCCCACUGUCAACUACGGUGGCGUGGUAGCUCACGGCACGGGUGGCUCGUACAGCUACUCGUCCUUGGGUUGAAUCUCACACUUAGGAGAACCCAAUGACAAUGUUGAUUAGAACUUGCUCAAAAGUUAUUAGUGUAUAAUGCCAUAUUGCAAGAGCCCAAAUGUGACUAACUAUCCCAGCCUCCCUCAAAAACUAACCCUUCA